Alnus glutinosa is the source of this 2597-nucleotide messenger RNA. Its product is annotated as F-box/LRR-repeat protein 3. Gene Ontology annotation, biological process: SCF-dependent proteasomal ubiquitin-dependent protein catabolic process. NCBI's taxonomy places the organism in Eukaryota, Viridiplantae, Streptophyta, Magnoliopsida, Fagales, Betulaceae. The transcript is spliced from 8 exons. Gene Ontology annotation, cellular component: SCF ubiquitin ligase complex. The record is from RefSeq and is a predicted model, not a curated record. The coding region runs from base 201 to 2210 and encodes 669 amino acids. Gene Ontology annotation, molecular function: protein binding.
UCCCUCACGUUACAAGCAUCAACCACCCCAUACUCUCUCUGUUAACGGUUACUUCUAUUCCUCCAAUACCAACUAUAAACAAACAUCAUCGUCUUCACCUUUUACCUCAAAAAACCCAAACAACCAAACAUCAUCUCUCUCACCUUCACACCCUUCUCCAAAACCCAGAACCCAAAACUUCCAAUUCCUCGGAAAAAACCAUGAAGAAGCAAAAGCUGUCUCAAGGGCUCGACGGUGGGCUCGGGGUCAACUACUUUGAUCUCUUAUCCGAAGAAAUCGUCUUUUCAAUCAUCGACUUCCUUGGCCCAAACCCGCUAGACAAGAAGUCGUUUUCUUUGGUGUGUCAAUCUUUCUACACCAUCGAAGCCAAGCACCGCCGAACCCUCAAGCCGCUCCGCACCGAGUACCUCCCGAAGGUCCUGACCCGUUACGCGAACGUGACCCACAUGGAUCUCUCGCUGUGCCCGCGGGUCACCGACCGGUCGCUGGGUGUAAUAGCGGGCGCGUGCGGAUCCACGCUCCACUCCAUCGACCUCUCGCGGUCGAAGUUCUUCUCGGGUGCUGGGCUGUUGAGCUUGGCGGUGAGGUGUGUGAACCUGGUGGAGCUGGACCUGUCGAACGCGACGGAGCUGAGGGACGGGGCGGCGGCGACGGUGGCGGAGGCGAAGAAUCUGGAGAGGCUGUGGAUGGGGAGGUGCAAGAUGGUGACGGAUAUGGGGGUGGGGUGUAUCGCGGUGGGGUGUAGGAAGCUGAGGCUGCUGAGCUUGAAAUGGUGUGUGGGUGUUGGUGAUCUGGGUGUGGGUUUGGUUGCUGUCAAGUGUAAGGAUAUUCGUACUUUGGAUCUUUCUUACUUGCCGAUCACUGAUAAAUGUUUACCUUCCAUCUUGAAUUUGCAAUAUCUUGAAGAUUUGGUGUUGGAAGGGUGCUUUGGUAUUGAUGACAACAGCCUUGCAGUCCUCAAACAUGGCUGCAAAUCGCUAAAGAAACUUGAUAUGUCAAGUUGUCAGAAUGUUACUCAUGUUGGCUUGUCUUCCGUAUUCAGUUGCACUAGAUGUCUAGAACAACUUACCUUAGCAUAUGGUUCUUCUGUUACUUUUGAUCUUGCUGAUAGUUUGAACAAGCUUCACAUGUUGCAAUCAAUCAAAUUAGAUGGUUGCUCAGUUACCUGUGCUGGACUAAGGGCCAUCGGAGAUUGGUGUGGUUCGCUGAGGGAGCUGAGCUUAAGUAAAUGUUCAGGGGUGACCGACGAAGGUCUGUCCUACCUUGUUAUGAAGCAGAAAGAUUUGAGGAAGCUAGAUAUAACGUGUUGUCGCAAGAUUACUGAUGUUUCUAUUUCCCACAUCACAACUUCAUGCACUGCUCUUAUUUCUCUCAAGAUGGAAUUAUGUACCCUGGUUCCUAGGGAAGCAUUUGGCUUAAUUGGACGGUGCCAUUCUCUUGAGGAGCUUGACUUGACAGAUAAUGAAAUUGAUGAUGAAGGUUUAAAAUCCAUCUCCACAUGUUGCAAACUCUCUAGCUUAAAACUGGGACUUUGUCUAAACAUAACUGAUGAGGGACUUGCCCAUGUUGGCAUGUGCUGUGUAGCACUUAAAGAGAUGGAUUUGUACAGGUGUGCAGGAAUAACAGAUUCAGGAAUUUUAGCAAUUGCUCACGGUUGCCCUGGCCUUGAGAUGAUUAACGUAGCCUACUGUAAAGAAGUUACUGAUAAUUCCUUACUAUCGCUCUCAAAAUGCUCAAAACUAAACACGAUUGAAAGUCGAGGAUGUCCGCAUAUCACAUCCUUAGGUCUAACAGCAAUUGCUGCAAGAUGCAAGCAACUGACCAAGUUAGACAUAAAGAAAUGUUACAAAAUUGAUGAUGCUGGGAUGAUUCCGCUUGCUCACUCUUCUCAAAACCUCAAGCAGAUAAAUUUGUCAUAUAGCUCAGUUACAGACGUGGGGCUCUUGUCCCUUGCCAGCAUCAGCUGCCUACAGAGCUUGACUAUCUUGCACUUGAAAGGCUUGAGUCCGAGUGGACUAGCAGCUUCCUUAUUGGCAUGUGGAGGACUGACAAAAGUGAAGCUCCAUGCUUCCUUUAAAUCCUUGUUACCCAAACCGCUUUUUGAACACUUGGAGGCACGCGGUUGUGUGUUCCAGUGGAGAGAUAAAGAGUUUCAGGCAGAAUUAGAUCCCAAGUGUUGGAAACUACAGUUGGAAGAUGUGUUGCAAUAGGGUUUUCUGAAGCUCCUUGAAGUAUGCAGAAAUUGACGGAGUCAAAUACAAGUCUUCAGUUUGGUUUUAUGCAUAAGUACAAGUGUUGGAAACUACAGUUGGAAGAUGUGAUGCGGUGGGGCUUUCUUAAGCUCCUUAAAGUCAGAGGUGGUUUUAUGCAGAAGUAGACGUCCUGAGCAUAUUAGUAUUAGGACUUUUCCCCCCCAUAAUUGUUUUAUUGUUUGGCAAAGUGAUUAAUUACUUUAGCCUUUGGCAGCUCUUUGGAGAAAUGUGCUGUUUUUGUGUAAGGACAUUCCUAGAUCACUGCCUGCCUUAUACGUGCACUGAAUUGCACAGAUCUGUAAUUGGAAGUCUUAUUAUAAAUAUAUUUGCAAGAUUAAUGUGGAA